UUGCAUUCUAUUAUUUUUAUAUAUUUCAUAUUUCAUUGAAGAUCAUCACUCACUCCCUUUGAGUCAUUCACUCACUCAUCUCUCUUCUCUGUUUCAUUCAUUGCUUCUUUGUUGUCAACUAUGAACGCUCUUGCAGCUACCAACCGCAACUUUCAACGUGCAGCUCGCAUUCUCGGUUUGGAUUCCAAGCUUGAGAAGAGUCUCCUCAUACCCUUCAGAGAAAUCAAAGUUGAAUGCACGAUCCCCAAGGAUGAUGGAACUCUGGUUUCCUAUGUGGGAUUCAGGAUCCAACAUGAUAAUGCCCGUGGUCCUAUGAAGGGAGGGAUUCGUUAUCAUCCUGAGGUUGACCCUGAUGAAGUGAAUGCUCUAGCUCAGCUGAUGACAUGGAAGACUGCUGUAGCAGACAUUCCUUAUGGAGGAGCAAAGGGUGGGAUCGGCUGCAACCCAAGGGAUCUGAGUAUCAGUGAGUUAGAACGUCUAACUCGGGUUUUCACCCAAAAGAUUCAUGAUCUCAUUGGCGUUCAGAGGGAUGUUCCUGCCCCUGAUAUGGGAACUAAUGCUCAGACCAUGGCAUGGAUUCUUGAUGAAUAUUCAAAGUUUCAUGGGCAUUCACCUGCAGUUGUGACAGGGAAGCCUAUUGAUCUUGGAGGUUCGUUGGGGAGGGAGGCUGCAACAGGUCUCGGAGUGGUUUUUGCAACUGAGGCUUUAUUUGCUGAAUAUGGGAAGUCAAUUUCGGAUCACACAUUUGUCAUCCAGGGCUUUGGAAAUGUGGGCACGUGGGCUGCUAAGUCUAUUUUUGAGAGGGGGGGAAAGGUGAUUGCUGUGAGUGACAUCAGUGGUGCUAUCAAAAACCUAAAUGGAAUCGACAUCCUUGCCCUUCUGAAACACAAGGAUGGCAAUGGUGGAGUCUUGAAGGACUUCCCAGGUGCAGAAGCCAUGGAUCCAGAUGAAUUGCUUGUUCAUGAAUGCGAUGUUCUUGUCCCUUGUGCCUUGGGUGGAGUUCUAAACAAGGAAAAUGCUGCUGAUGUGAAGGCAAAAUUUAUAAUAGAAGCAGCAAAUCACCCCACUGACCCUGAUGCGGAUGGGAUCUUGUCUAAGAAAGGAGUCAUUAUAUUACCUGAUAUUUAUGCCAAUGCUGGCGGAGUGACUGUGAGCUACUUUGAAUGGGUUCAGAAUAUUCAAGGUUUCAUGUGGGAUGAAGAGAAAGUGAACCGUGAGCUGAAGAAGUACAUGACCAAAGCUUUCCAGGAUAUCAAGGCAAUGUGUAAAAUUCACAACUGUGACCUGCGAAUGGGGGCAUUCACUCUAGGAGUGAACCGUGUUGCCCGUGCUACCCUUUUGAGGGGUUGGGAAGCAUAGGUUUACUACAUGAGAAGUAGGAUUUUACAAGGUUGUGUUUUUCUUUCUUUAUUGUCUUAGUGUUAGUCAAACAAUAACAAUAUUAGUCAUGUGAGACUUGCCAAUAAAACAUUAUUCUUGCCAUUGGGUCCUGCGAAUGGAAGUUACUACCAUAUUUGUUAAAAAUAUUUGAUGCAUCGCGGUUCCUGAUUAGUUGAAA
Glycine soja is the source of this 1558-nucleotide messenger RNA. Its product is annotated as glutamate dehydrogenase 2-like. The record is from RefSeq and is a predicted model, not a curated record. Gene Ontology annotation, molecular function: L-glutamate dehydrogenase (NAD+) activity. Bases 121 to 1359 code for a protein of 412 amino acids. NCBI's taxonomy places the organism in Eukaryota, Viridiplantae, Streptophyta, Magnoliopsida, Fabales, Fabaceae. Gene Ontology annotation, biological process: L-glutamate catabolic process. The transcript has 9 exons. Gene Ontology annotation, cellular component: mitochondrion.